This is a messenger RNA of Aspergillus puulaauensis, 741 nucleotides long. RefSeq lists its product as uncharacterized. The record is from RefSeq and is a predicted model, not a curated record. The coding region runs from base 1 to 741 and encodes 246 amino acids. Lineage: Eukaryota; Fungi; Ascomycota; Eurotiomycetes; Eurotiales; Aspergillaceae. The transcript has a single exon.
AUGAAAUUGUUACACCUUUGGGCAGCUUCGAGCGCCUCAUGCGCGACCAUUGCACGGGCCAGUCUGCUAAGCUCUGACUUCCAGGUCGACAUCGACGACGUCACUGGUGCACUCGUGGGCUUGCGGGAUACGCAAGGCAAUGGGUCGUUCAUGAACUGGGUCGGCUCACCCACGGAUACUCCCUGGCUGCCGCUUGGGAGCCGAUGGGGACUUGGCUUCGCGGACCUGGGCCCUGAUUUUCUUCAUCGAUUUUACUGGCGUGAUCCGCAGAUCUCUGCCAACACCAGCCGAGCGAGCCAUGCUGUGUCUUACACCGCCGGAUCCUUAAGGUUGGAUGUCGACCGAUAUCUGAGUGAAGAAGACGGGUCUUUCACGGAAAGAUAUACGUUUGUCAACAAGGGAAAUGAGUCUCUGAACCUGGCAGAGGCCAAGAGCCAUGCUAUCGCAGUUUACACACCGUUUAACGACCACUACACCAAUACUUCGGACGCCAUACGCAACCGCGCGCAUGCCCACGUAUGGGCUAAUGGCGGAGCGAAUGCGUGGGUCAAGAUGGAUCAGAUGGGCGGAUUCGGCCGCAAUCUGGGACUCGUCUUGACCAAGGGCUCCCUGGCAGGUUACAGCAUUGAAUCCCGCGAUAUCGUUACCAUGUCAAACACUCGCGGGGUCUUCCUCUUGCAUCCAACCAUUCCGACGCUUCAACCCGGAGAAUCCGCGUCAAUCGAGUGGACUUUAUUCUAG